Molecule: messenger RNA, 2994 nt
Organism: Exaiptasia diaphana
Lineage: Eukaryota; Metazoa; Cnidaria; Anthozoa; Actiniaria; Aiptasiidae
Product: sulfite oxidase
Exons: 5
Coding region: 115-1785 (556 amino acids)
Cellular component (GO): mitochondrion
Molecular function (GO): oxidoreductase activity; molybdopterin cofactor binding; heme binding
Source: RefSeq, a predicted model, not a curated record
UCCACUGUUGAUCGUGGUGUCACGUACGUUGGUUUCUUUCACAUUUUAGUGACUUUUUACGUUGAUAAAUUAACCCCUUUGGUUAUACUUUAAAAGCUUUUYCAAAGUAAAAAUAUGUUGAGUCAGGCUGCAAGAAGAGUCUCCAGAUCAAGAAUUCCUUGGUCCACAGCGUCAUCUGUGAGAGCUUUACCAGUUACAAAGAGAUUCAUGAGAACUCAGAAUGUAUCAGCUGCCAUGGAAACCAGUAGUUACAGAUAUGAGUUGCUGGGGGUGUUGGCUGGGGUAGCAGUGGGUGCUGGUUUGAUUUAUCAAAARAAUAAAGGUUUCCAUGCCAAGCAAAUACCUUCCGGAAACACAAYYCAUGGCUCAAAACCAGGUACAAUAUCUCGCGAAGAGCUCUCAAAGCACAACAACCAACAAUCUGGUGUUUGGGUAACGUAUAAUGGRGGUGUUUACGACAUUAGUGAAUUCAUAGAGAAUCAUCCGGGGGGGUCAAGCAAGAUCAUAUUAGCCGCAGGAAGUGAUCUUGAGCCCUUUUGGGCAAUGUACCCAGUACACAAAAAAGACGAAGUACUGGAAAUACUCGAAGAAUACCGCAUAGGUGAUCUUGCACCAGAAGAGCGCAAACAAAAGAAAUUCAAUGAGAAUGAUCCUUUCAAAGACGAGCCACAUCGACACCCAGCGCUAAGGCUCAACUCAGAAAAACCCUUCAACGCUGAACCACCGCUUGAGCUUCUCGCCGACAACUACGUAACUCCAAGUGAGCUUUUCUUUGUACGCAACCACCUCCCUGUGCCGAAUCUUAACGAGAAAGAUUACAGACUUCACAUUUCAGGAGAGAACAUGAAGCCUAUUGUUAUAUCACUCGAUGAUUUGAAGACAAAAUACAAGAAGCGUACUGUCACGACGACCAUUCAAUGCGCCGGCAAUCGAAGAAGUGAAAUGAACGAAGUGAAGAAGGUCAAAGGGUUGAAUUGGGGCCAGGGUGCUAUCUCCACUGCAAAAUGGAGUGGUGUACUGCUCAAGGAUGUUUUCGAGGCAGCAGGGAUGGACGAGGAAGCCAUGGAGAAGGCAGGUGUUCAACAUGUUGUGUUUGAAGGAUAUGAUAAAGAUAUGAUGACGGGAACGACGUACGGUUCCUCUAUACCUGUUGAGAAAGCCAUGUCAUCACGCGGUGAUGUCCUACUGGCCUAUGAAAUGAAUARCAAACCAAUACCACKUGAUCACGGGUACCCUGUGCGUGCCAUCGUCCCAGGGGUCGUGGGUGCUAGAAACGUCAAAUGGCUGUCCAAAGUCGUCGCCAGUAAAGACGAAAGCACAAGCCAUUGGCAACAGAACGACUAUAAGGGCUUCUGUCCUUCAGUCGACUGGGACACCGUUAAUUUUGCAGGCUCACCCGCCAUACAAGAACAGCCUGUGACAUCAGCCAUCUGCCAGCCCAGUCCCCACUCCAAGGUGUCACGUGACGACGAAGAGGUCACUGUCAGGGGGUAUGCAUGGAGCGGAGGAGGGCGUGGUAUUGUGCGCGUGGAUAUUUCGGUGGAUGGAGGGAAAACAUGGUCAACUGCCAACCUUGAGGGAGCAAAACAACCCCCUAAUCGGGCGUGGGCGUGGUCUUUAUGGGAGGCUACUGUACCUAUCCCAGAAGGCGUCAAUGAGCUUAGUAUCGUUUGUAAAGCCAUUGAUAGCUCGUACAACGUCCAACCUGACAGUGUUGCGCCUAUAUGGAAUUUGAGGGGUGUUUUAUCGAACGCAUGGCACCAGGUCAACGUCGCCGUUGAAUAGUGACGGACCACCAGGAAAAUACGAUAUUUUAGGUAGAAUCGAUACUGGUUUUAGUAAUUUUAUGGAGGAAGGAUCGAAAAUCCUCUAAAGCUUGAAUCUACUAUAAUCCUUAUAGAUGGAAAAUCUUAGUAGAUGAAACCACGAACUGGAUCAUGAACUAUAGAACAUGCCGUUAGCCGGCUUAAUGUAUAUUUGAUAUACAUACAAGCCUCUUUCUAGUUAGUAAAAAAAUAUUUGUAGUACUUGCAUGCGCAAAAGCUCAGAUAUCGUAAUGCAUUAUGUCAAAAUUCUACAUGAAACUCGCGUCCAAAACUAAAAUUCUAAGGGUAAUCCAGUAUGUUUAUAUAUAAUGUGGUGUUUAUGUAAAAAGGUAAAACAAGACGUACUGUUUUGCUUAAGGCCCUGUUUACAUGGAGAUAGGGUCCCCCUACACGUAUAAUAAUUCAAAAUUCAAGAUGGCGGCCGUGAAUAAUCACUUACACAUAGGAAGGUUACAGUUAGUGUAUUAUACCACAAAGAACUGAAGUACAUACAAAAGGACUUUUUUCAAAGKUUUAUUGACAAAUAUGAAAUAUAAAAGAAAAAUUGACAGAAAUUAAAUAYAAAAUGUUAGAUUUUUACUGAGCGCAUAUAUUUCGUGCGCUUACUCGGGCAAGCAWUAAACAAAAAAUGUAUUUUAACUUGUUUAGAGGUAUUUCUAUAGCAAACAAGAGCUCAAAAUAUAAGUGGUAUAAACAAUUUCGAAUUAUGGACCGUUUUUGAACAACAUUGGGUUUAACAAAAAAUCAGGUCUACAUUAAAAAACUGCAAUAUAAAUUACAAAAACCCCAGUGGUAUUCAUCUCUUGCCGGCACCACCAGCUGAUCCUGCAGCACCCGCAACACCGGGAGGUCCUCUGCCACCUUGUGGUCCCGGGGGGCCCGGUGGUCCUGGUCUACCAGGAGGUCCUGCUGGGUUACCAGGGUAACCUUUCCAUCCAUAAGCUCCUAUGUUUCCUGGUGGACCAGGAGGUCCUCGUGGUCCCUUUGGUCCUUGUGGGCCGGGUAACCCUGGUGGUCCGUCUGGCCCYGGUGGUCCUGGAGGCUGUCUUGGGUCGUAAGRUAGAUUGUUGUAGUUUGAGGAAAGGGCUGGUGAGAUUGCUGGGACGUAUCGCGUGUUUCUCUUGUGAUCUGAGAAGAAUGGAAUUAAAUAAACGCUUUAUAAGAAACA